Messenger RNA from Orcinus orca (killer whale), 6814 nucleotides. RefSeq names its product fms related receptor tyrosine kinase 4 (gene FLT4). The coding region runs from base 1317 to 4631 and encodes 1104 amino acids. Gene Ontology annotation, biological process: multicellular organism development; protein phosphorylation; positive regulation of kinase activity. Gene Ontology annotation, molecular function: transmembrane receptor protein tyrosine kinase activity; ATP binding. NCBI's taxonomy places the organism in Eukaryota, Metazoa, Chordata, Mammalia, Artiodactyla, Delphinidae. The record is from RefSeq and is a predicted model, not a curated record. Gene Ontology annotation, cellular component: signaling receptor complex. The transcript is spliced from 22 exons.
GAAGGGCGCUGAUGCAUUCUGGAGCCUCCCUCACAGGUGCGGUCUCUUGGAGACGCCUAGGGCCCAGUACCCUGCCCUUCAAGGCCAGUAGUACUGACCCUGUCUAGGAGGGUGGCCAGCUCUGUUGCAUCAGAGAUCUGGCCCAGGCCUGAUCCUCUGGCAGCUGACUGCCUCUCACCAUUCCCACCACAUCUGGCCUUUCUUUUCUCACUUGGCCAAUACCUUCCUCCAAGAAGUGCUCAGCUGGGCCCACUGUUCACAGAGACACCUGCCCCAGGGCACUAACGGUGACCAUAGCUCCACAGGGGCCAACUCUUCCAGGUAAUCAUGUGAUGAUUAUGAGUAAGUGAAUGGAUGGAUAUCUAGUGGACGGACAGACAGGCUGGUCCUGGUUCCCAAAGCAGCCUCUGUGUGGCCGGCAUCGGGCUGACCCUAAAGGCCAUAUCUUGGGUAGGCCUGACGACACCUGCAAGAAGGUUCAUUUGGUUUCCCUGGUUUUCAGAUGAGGACACAGGGGCUUGGGUCAGUGAAGCAGUUCACCUAGGAUCACAAAUGGGGCAGGUGGCAACCAGGAUUCUGCACCAGAGACCAGCAGGCCUCACAGCCUUGGUCCUGCUCUGCCCUGUUGUGUGACUCUUGGCAAGUCACGUCUCUUCUGACUGGGCUGUGGUGUUGCAGCUGAGGGUCAGACCCCCGCAUCCCCCUCACUGUUACUCUCUGCCCCGAGGGCUGUGCUUCUCCUAGUGAUUCUCUGGCUUAGUAAACCAGGGUAAGGCACCUGCCUAAGGGAGGGCAGCUUCCAGGCAGAGUCCAGAGCUUGGGUUGCAGGAGCACUGCCUACAGUACUGGGGAGGAGUCUCCUUUGGGAUGUGAGUUUAUUUAUUCAUUCACAUGUGCGUCGAGCACCUACUUGUGCUGGGCGCUGCUCUACGUGUAGGGGAUAUGGCAGUGAGGGCACAGUCCCUGUACAGCUCAGUAGGGGAGACGGACAGUUAACAGACAUACGUGUGAACACUAGCAUGCAGAUGGGCAGGCACAGGCCCGAGGGCCAGCUCCCGGUUCACACAGCUUCUCUGACGAGUGGGUGAUAUGAAUAUAGGAGAGAGGGAGACUUGCAGGUGUCUAGCAUCCAAGCAAGGCAGGACAGUGAGUUGCAUAGCCCUGGGGAGGGGGCAGGGCAACAAGAAGUCCCCAUAUCUGGAGAGCUCCAAAAAGGGCAGAGCCAGGGUCAGGGCUCCUGGACCCCCAUGUGGUAAGGAGCUGUGCCCCUUGGGGACUGCAUCUCCACCCCUUCACAGCACACACUGGUGAAGCCUAUGAGAGACAGACAAGGCCCCCUGGGGACUGCAGUUGUCCCUGAGCCUAUAGGUGUUGUGAGACCCGGUAGGUUGAGCCUGGAGACCAUCCCCAUAGCCUUUAGGCCAUCUGUUCCCCAGUCCAGAGUCAGUUGCCGCAGCCCACACCCCUACUACUCUUCCCAGCAGCCUGGUCUGGUGCAGGAGGGGCCUCUUGCUCCUGGCCACUCCUGCCUCCUGACAGUAUAUCUCAGUUGUAGGGGCUGGGGUGCUUCAUGGAAGGAGUGCCAGGACAGGGCCAGGGUGGGGUCCGCAAAGCCCCCUGAACUCCCUUCCUGGUCCAGGUACAAGGACAGAAAGGCAGUGUCGGGGCGCCAUAGUCCACACGUUCUGGUGCUCAAGGAGGUGACGGAAGCCAGUGCGGGCAUCUACACCCUCGCCCUGUGGAACUCCGCGGCCGGCCUGAGGCGCAACAUCAGCCUGGAGCUGGUGGUAAAUGUGCCUCCCCACAUCCACGAGAAGGAAGCCUCCUCCCCCAGCAUCUACUCCCGCCAUAGUCGCCAGGCCCUCACCUGUACUGCCUAUGGAGUGCCCCCUCCUCUCAGCAUCCAGUGGCACUGGCGGCCGUGGACGCCCUGCAAGACCUUCACCCAGCGCAGCCUCCAGCGGCGGCAGCAGCGAGACCAAAUGCCACAGUGCCAGGACUGGAGGGAGGUGACCAUGCAGGAUGCUGUGAACCCCAUUGAGAGCUUGGACACCUGGACUGAGUUUGUGGAGGGCAAAAAUAAGACGGUGAGCAAGCUGGUGAUCCAGGACGCCAAUGUGUCUGCCAUGUACAAGUGCGUGGUCUUCAACAAAGUGGGCCAGGAUGAGCGGCUCAUCUACUUCUACGUGACCACCAUCCCCGAUGGCUUCAGCAUAGAAUCGGAGCCAUCAGAAGAUCCUCUAGAGGGACAGGCCGUGCGCCUGAGCUGCCGGGCUGACAAUUACACUUAUCAGCAUUUGCGCUGGUACCGCCUCAACCUGUCCACGUUGCAUGACGCUCACGGCAACCCACUGCUGCUCGACUGCAAGAACGUGCACCUAUUCGCCACGCCGCUGGCCGCCAGUCUGGAGGAGGCGGCGCCCGGGGUGCGCCACGCCACGCUCAGCCUGACCAUCCCCAGCGUGGCACCAGAACAUGAAGGCGACUACGUGUGCGAGGUGCAGGACCGGCGCAGCCACGACAAGCACUGCCACAAGAAGUACCUGUCAGUGCAGGCCCUGGAAGUCCCGCGGCUCACGCAGAACUUGACUGACCUCCUGGUGAAUGUGAGCGAUUCCUUGGAGAUGAGGUGCCCGGUGGCCGGGGCGCACAUGCCCAGCAUCGUGUGGUACAAAGAUGAGAGGCUGCUGGAGGAAGAGUCCGGAAUCGACCUGGCGGACUCGAACCAGAGGCUGAGCAUCCAGCGCGUACGCGAGGAGGAUGCUGGGCGCUAUCUGUGCAGUGUGUGCAACGCCAAGGGCUGCGUCAACUCCUCUGCCAGCGUGGCCGUGGAAGGCUCCGAGGAUAAAGGCAACAUGGAGAUCGUGAUCCUUAUUGGCACCGGGGUCAUCGCCGUCUUCUUCUGGGUCCUCCUCCUCCUCAUCUUCUGUAACAUGAGGAGGCCAACCCAUGCAGACAUCAAGACCGGCUACUUGUCCAUCAUCAUGGACCCUGGGGAAGUGCCUUUGGAGGAGCAGUGUGAAUACCUGUCCUAUGAUGCCAGUCAGUGGGAGUUCCCCAGGGAACGGCUGCACCUCGGGAGAGUCCUCGGCCAUGGGGCCUUUGGGAAGGUGGUGGAAGCCUCGGCCUUUGGCAUCAACAAGGGCAGCAGCUGUGACACUGUGGCCGUGAAAAUGCUGAAAGAGGGCGCCACAGCCAGCGAGCACCGUGCCCUGAUGUCAGAGCUCAAAAUCCUAAUCCACAUCGGUAACCACCUCAAUGUGGUCAACCUCCUGGGGGCGUGCACCAAGCCCAACGGCCCCCUCAUGGUGAUCGUGGAGUUUUGCAAGUACGGCAACCUCUCCAACUUCUUGCGUGCCAAGCGGGAGGCCUUCAACCCCUACGCGGAGAAGUCCCUUGAGCAGCGAAGGCGCUUCUGCUCCAUGGUGGAGGGUGCCAAGGCUGACCGGAGGAGGCCAGGGAGCAGCGACAGGGCCCUCCUCACAAGGCUCCUGAUGGGCAAGGGUGGGGCAGGACGAGCCCCUCUGGUCCAAGAAGCUGAGGACCUGUGGCUGAGCCCACUGACCAUGGAAGACCUUGUCUGCUACAGCUUCCAGGUGGCCCGAGGGAUGGAGUUCCUGGCAUCUCGCAAGUGCAUCCACAGAGACCUGGCUGCUCGGAACAUCUUGCUGUCAGAAAGUGAUGUGGUGAAGAUCUGUGACUUCGGCCUGGCCCGGGACAUCUACAAAGACCCUGACUACGUGCGCAAGGGCAGUGCCCGACUGCCCCUGAAGUGGAUGGCCCCCGAGAGCAUCUUCGACAAGGUGUACACCACACAGAGCGAUGUGUGGUCCUUUGGGGUGCUGCUCUGGGAGAUCUUCUCCCUGGGGGCCUCCCCAUACCCUGGGGUGCAGAUCAAUGAGGAGUUCUGCCAACGGCUGAAAGAAGGCACCCGGAUGAGGGCCCCAGAGCUGGCCACUCCUGCCAUACGCCGCAUCAUGCUGAGCUGCUGGGCCGGAGACCCCAAAGAGAGGCCUGCAUUCUCAGAUCUGGUGGAGAUCCUGGGGGACCUGCUUCAGGGCAGGGGUCAUCAGGAAGAGGAGGACUGCGUGGUUUCCUGUGGCUCUCAGAGCUCAGAGGAGGGAAGCUUCUUGCAGGCGUCCACCACGGCCCUGCAUGUCAUGGAGACUGAUGCUGACAUGGAGGACAGCCCACCAAGCCUGCACCGGCACAGCCUGGCUGCCAGAUAUUAUAAUUGUGUGUCCUUUCCGGGAUGCCUUGCCAGGGGGACUCAGACCCAGGGUCCUUUCAGGAUGAAAACGUUCGAAGAAUUUCCCAUGACCCUGACAACCUACAAGGCCUCAGUGGAUAGCCAGACGGACAGUGGGAUGGUGCUGGCCUCCGAGGAAUUUGAGCGGCUGGAGAGCAGGCACAGACAAGAAAGUGGGCUCAGCAGCUAUAAAGGACCAGGCAGGAAUAUGGAUGUGACCAUGGCACACCCUGACCCCCCAGGGAGGCGGCAGAGGCCAGACCCAGGGACCCAGGGCCAGGUGUUCUACAACAGCGAGUACGGGGAGCUGGCAGGGCCACCAGAGGAGAGCGAUGGCAUCCCAUCUGCCCAAGUGCCCUUCUUCACAGACAGCAGCUACUAAAGCAGCUUCGGGCAAGGUCCACUGGACCCUGGGCUCCAACAGUUGAUGGGGACCAUGCCUGGCCAGCGAGCAGAAGGCUGGAGGCCCAGGCCAGGAACUCAUCUCAUUCAGUCUGGGGAAGAGCAAAACCCAGGCUUCAGGGCUCUCUUGAACUCCAUCACCAUGCCUGCCCAGGAGCACCCUGCUGAUCCCUGGGGCCCUUCUCCCCUUCAGAUUCAGAUUCCACUUAGCUCAACAUCCACAGGGGCCAGCCCUGGGUCAGGCACUCUCAUGGGAAAUAUCUCUUUGGGUGCUUCCUCUUAGCAUGGUGGGUGGUGUGAUCCCUGAUUUCUGAUGAGGAAUAUGAGGGUCUGAGAAUCACAUAGUAAUCAAGGUUCAGCUGUGGUCUCCCAGCACCCACCCAAAAUGCUGCCCCCUCCAUGCAGCCUCUCUUCCCGUGGGAAUGGCUUUCUUCACUUGCCACUCCAAGGCUCAGGAGAAGAUGCAUAUGGCUCAAAGAUGCAUUCCACCUCAAAGCAACAAAUGAGAAAUUUGUGGGGGGAAUGGGGGUGUCCUCUCCUGAGCCUGGCCAAACAGCUCAGAGUAGCCAUCUCUGCAGUGCCGAGCCAGUUACAGCAAGCCUUCUUCUCCUGCGUGUUGAGAAGUACUAUUCAACAUUGUUUUCUUCCUUAGAACUUCAGAGACUAUUUGAGCUGCUGUGAAGAAUUUACUUUUUAAAACUUCAGUCUGAAGGGAUCCCAGGGAAGGUUUUUCUGAAUCUGGAUGAUCCUUGCCUCUGACACCCAGUCAAGUGCUGUCAUAACAGACCCCACUGUGGCCACCUCUUUCUGGAGAAAGUCCCCAGCCUCACCUGCCUACCCCAGAACUGGAAGAAUCACCCGAUGGUCUAGAGCUGCCCCAUUUGAGAAUCACCUGGUUCUCUUCCCUCUGGGACCUAGAUCUGCCACCCAAGGCACCGUCCAAGCUGUGAACAUCCUUAUGAGAGGCAAACACUGUGGGUUCCACCAAGGAAGGCUUUGGGGCUGGCCCAGAGGACCCACCGGCAUAGCUCUGUACCAGGAGGCAAUCAGUGGAUGUCCCUGUGGCCCCAGGAAGGCCCUGUCUUCUGCCCCCUGAUCUGUACCUGACAUCAGUGCCCUGGGGAGUGAGUCAGGCAGGUCGAGCCUCUACUCUCACAGAACAGCAGAGGACCAUCUGGAGGCUGGAGCCAUUCUGCCCAGGGCCCACCCCCCCAGCCCAGUUCACACUCCCUAGCUACCCACACCCCUAGCAGGAGAAAGACCCUCAUCCCAGUUAGCACCACAAUGUUUGACACCCCACCCCCACCCCAUGAGACGCUUGCAGGACAGGCGGCCGUGCAGCGAGCAGGGGCUUGCCCGGCAGGAACCCCCCCACGUUGUGUAUUGUUCCUUUAAGAUAUGGUGAAUGCAGGUAUGACUGUCCCCAGUGGACCUCCUCUGAUGUCAUCUGCCUGUGAGAUUUGGGUCUCAGGUUUACCUGGUGGAAGUCCAGAGGCUGUUUUCAAUCAGAGGAGCAACUCAUGAUUUGCGUGCAGGGGCCCAGGCCUGAGACCCCUCUCACAUGUGUACCACCUGUUUGUGUCACUUAUUCUCCUGUCACAUAACUGCACACACAAAAAUGUACUGGGAAGAAAAUCUAGCCCCACCCCCCUUGUAGAACAUAUGCUCUGAAAAUAUAAAAUAUUUAACAAAAGAUAAUAAUAAAUCUGAUGCCAGUCCUGAGUUACAGUGAAUGGGUUCGCAGCUAAAUCCCAGGUCUCUGUGAUCAGCCUUCCUCCUGCUGAUCAUCAGCCCCACAAGGUCACAGGACUGGCCACGCAAAGGAAAGGGCAGCAGAGGCAGCUCAGCCCCCCUUCUCUGCCCAGUAGGCUGUGGAGUCUCCCAAAGCCACCAGCAGAGGGUGCUGGAAGCACCAGGACGCGGGGUUCCACUCUGAGCUGGGAAGCGCCCAGCUUGGCUCCCGAGAGAGCCAGGAACGCAUUCCCCUAAUGUUUACUUUAUGAAUAAAGUGACAGUGCUUUGUCCCCACCUACUAGAACCAAAUGCUGCCUCAGGCCCUAAGCACCGGUGGCCCAUGGGCCUGAGAGCACAGCCCAGGCUGGGUCCCUGCCAUCAGCUCCCCAAGUCUCACCCUCCACCCCAGAAAGAGCCUAUGACCACCUC